Messenger RNA from Rotaria socialis, 552 nucleotides. The record is from the annotation of a GenBank genome assembly. Lineage: Eukaryota; Metazoa; Rotifera; Eurotatoria; Philodinida; Philodinidae.
AUGUAUUCGUAUGGUAUGAAGACAACGAUUGAAAAUGAUUUUGAUAAAUUUAUAAAAGAGCUAACUUCCGAUGAAAGUGUCGAUGAAGAAAAUAAAGAUAUAGGUAUUUCUGUCGAAGAUGUUCUUGCUCACCAAAAGAAACAAAAAGCGCUGGAAAAAGAACGAAAAUUAAGACAAGCUAAGGUGCAAAAACAACGUGAAGAAGCAAGACAGAAAAUUCGUGAUAAAUAUAAUAUCAAGAAGACAGAUGACCUCUCCACGCCAGCUCACAGUGACGCGACGACGUCAUUGGAUGAAAACAACGCAAGAGCAGCGCAUCAAGUAUCCAAUGUAGAGAAUCAGGAUGCAACUCAUCAACCAAUUGACGAAUAUUCUCGUAUUGAGCAAAUUUCUGGAGAAGUUGCAGCAGCUAACAGUCGAAUUGUUGCUGAUACUCAAGGUGACCAAGCAAUUCUUGUAACUGAUGCAAAUACUCGAUCGGCUGCUAUUGAAGAAAAACAUAAACUUAAAAUAAAGCAGUUUGCUGAAGAAUUUGAUGUAGUUAAAGCAUAA